Messenger RNA from Rattus norvegicus (Norway rat), 4070 nucleotides. The record is from RefSeq and is a predicted model, not a curated record. NCBI's taxonomy places the organism in Eukaryota, Metazoa, Chordata, Mammalia, Rodentia, Muridae.
AAUUAGACGCACAUUGCCUUCAAACUGCCAAACCAACACAGAUCCCACUCGCAGAGCACUUUCUUGACCUCUGGCCCCCAGAUGCCAUUUUCCCAACUGUACCUUUGAGUUCCUCUUUCAGAAGUAAUCUAGAGAGGGAGGGUUGUGCUCUCUCUCUCUCUCUCUCUCUCUCUCACACACACACACACACACACACACAGUCCCCAGUGCCAGAGGCUGAAAAGUAUCAAGGUUUCCAGGUAAGCACAGGGUGGCAGCCCAUCCCCAUUGUCUCACUGGGUUGUAUGUAGUUUGUUUUUGUUUUUUGUUUUUUUUACAUUGUUUUGUAUGUGUUUAUACCAUGCUAUGCAUGUGGAGGUCAGAGGACAGCUUCUAGGAGCCUGUAUUCUUUCCGCCUUGUGGAAUUGCCUGACAUUGAACUCAAAGACAUUAAAUUAGACUAGGUAGCAGGAGCCAUUGCCUGCCAGACCGUCUCACGGCUCCUGCAUAGUGUUUUGUCACAAGGUUUCAGUGUAGUCGGCAGUGGGCUAUGAACUCAUCAUACAGACCAGCAAACUUUGUGAGACUCCGGCCUCAGCCUCCCAAGUACUAGAGUAUCCUAGAUGUGGGGCACCAAGCCAGGCCUCACAGAUUCAUUCUCACUUUUCUAAUCCGUGUAUCUAUUUGGUGGUGGAGGACACACAUGGGGCACAUAUACGGAAGUCAGAAGACAACCGAGCUUGGUGGCAAGUGUCUUUACCCACCAAGCCAGCCCACAUGCUGUGUAUACUCAUUUCAAAGAGAAGAACGCUGAGGCUCCAAAGGAGGGAAUCAUUCCCUACCUCCUCAUCACCACCAGCCCUGCACCCAUGUUCUGUGCUUGCUACACAUUCACCCAGCUAGCAGCGUUUCCCGCCCUGGAGGUGGAGCUCAGAGUACUCGCUAGGGCUUAACGCCUUGGAGAGCCUUUCUCUGAAGCCGUCUCACUUUAGGCUCUCGAAAUCAAGACCCCUGUGGUACACUAUGGACCACACACCCGUCUUCAUCCUUGGGGGCUUUGAUAAUGAAAAGGCCAUCUUGCUCUCUGACAGUAAUUUCCAUGACUUUGUUCUCUUGGAGCUGAGUAUUGAUAGUUGCUGGGUCGGCUCCUAUUACUGUCCCAUUCUUGGCUUCUCAGCCACUAUCCAUGACGCCAUUGCCACCGAGAGCACGCUCUUCAUUCGACAGAACCAGCUCGUCUACUAUUUCACAGGCACCUACACUACGCUCUUCGACAAGAGCCGCGGCAGCAGAGGCUGGGUUCGUGUCCUGUCUAGCGAGUGCAUCAAGAAACUGUGCCCGGUGUUUGUCGGUGGCAAUGGUUCUGAAUAUAUCCUAGCCCUCACCACUGGCAAGAACGAGGGUUAUAUUCACAUCGGGACCAUCACAGAUGGCCUCGUGUCCUUCCAAAUGGUGCCGGAUGGCUGGUCAAUAUGUGAAAAGUUACCAGGUUUGAACUGCACCAUUGAGUGGGCUGUAUACAUUGCCGAUGAGAGGAACCUGCUGCUGUUAGUAAAAACUGACUCUGUGCAGUUUUACCUAGUCAACUUCAAUUUAGAGCUCAAGACUCUGCACAUUCUCUACAAAAUACCAGAGUUUAUCCCUGAAGCUCAGAACCUGGACUUCUUGGUGCUCCUUGGUACAGAGACUUACACCGACACUCCUAUGAUUCCCCAGGGCUUGUACUUCAACACACUGAACAACGUGCUGUACAUUUGGGGCAAUUUCAUCCUGCAAAGUUACAAUAGGGAACACUUCAUUUUUCUGGCGGACUUCCCCAAGGAGUCCACCAUCAAAUACAUGCUCAACUCUUACAAGGGACAUAUAACUUUUGUCACAGAAGAUGAAGAGAUCUGGUACUUUCUGGAAGGUGGCUAUGACGUAUACAGGAUAGUCCCAUCCCAAGGCUGGAACACCUACUUUAACCUGCAGAAGCUGGAAAAGUCGCCCCUCUAUUCAAAUGAUGAGACCUUGGUCUCCCUCUUCUACGAGAAGAAUCAUCUCUAUGAGCUGGUGUAUCUUUUUGACAACGGAAAAGAGCGUUUGGUCAGGAGGUUCUUGCCUGUGGGGAAGUUGAUGGAGUAUGACCUGCCCAAACCCUUCAAAAUAGGGAGCCAACGGGAGAACAAGAUAAUCUCCUUCGAAUACAUCUGCCCCUUCAAGGAAAUUCAUCUACUUGAUGUACCCCAAAAACAGCAUGUGGAACGCAAGGAGAGCUACCUUGCCCUACCGCCUCUGGUCUCUGAAUCCUCGGGCUUCCACAACAAUUACACGCUUGCCGUCUAUCAAGGCCUUGUCUAUUACCUGCUGUGGCUACACGCCAAGUACAAUAAGCCCUACGCGGACCCAGUGCAUGAUCCCACCUGGCGCUGGUGGCAACACAAAAUAGUGUACAAGGAUUACUACUUUUACCUGUUCAGCAACCGGCUGACAGCGGAAGGCAUGUAUAUCAACAUGAAUGCCUACCAAAAGCUGUACAACCUCUCCAGCGAUUACUCGAUGGCCGACUUUGUCUUCCUAGACAAGGGCAACUGGUUUAGCAUCACUGCAGCCUUAUUGUCGCAUCAGGACACCUUCACAAGCGCUGAUAGCCCAGGAGCCGGUCUUGAAGUGGAUAGGAAGCUGGCAGUGUCUGUGAUACUGGCGGAUCCUGAGUGCCUUUCAUCGUCUGUGACUCAGGAGAUCCAUCUUAAUCGAAACCUAUUGCUCUUCAAGAUUAAAAUCACAGACAAAAGGAAAUGCUCUGAACAGGGAAUAACUGGACGUAACCUGAAAAAGACUUCUAUGUUGAUCAAGGUACUGGGCGCUUCGGGGAAAUGCUUCCAAGCCACAACCCUUGACACGAUCAUUCGAGGUUUCCUGAUGACGAAAAUAUUCAUCGGCUGUCCACCUGGCAAGCGUCUGGCCUUCGAUGUCUCCUACACAGUUAUGCAUUCCCAGAAGAUAAACAAGCACUAUCUUGACUGUGUGGUCAAGGACCCCGAGAUGCCGUGCUUCCUCUUUCGUGACUUAUUCCAGCCCUUCUUCUUAGUCCAGGACUUAGUGACGGGAGACUCUGGCAGCUUCUUGGGCAGUUAUGUGCUGAAGGUGGUGGGCGGUGGUCGCACAGAAGAAACCAUCAAAGACUACACAGAAGAGGAAAUCUUCCGUUACAACAGCCCGCUGGACACAACGAAAAGUCUCAUCUGGAAAACCAAAGCUGAAAGGACCACCAGUGACAACAAGUUCUACAUAAUGUCCCAUAAGAGCCCCGGAAUAGAGUGGCUGUGUUCGGAGAACUCCCCUUGCUACGACAUCAUCCCCACAGACAUCUUUCCACCUGAAUUCUUCUUCAAGUUGUUAGUGAGCAAUAGAGGUGUAGACGACAGCACAUACUGUGACUACCAGCUCACCUUCAUAGUGCACAUCCACGGGCUGCCGCUCAGCAGCAAACGGUCCUCCUUCACUUUUGUCGUGUCCUCCACCAUCUUUCUAGGCUUGGUGGUCCUCUACAUCCUGUUCUGCCUCCUGUGGCCUCACAUAUCGAGGGCCUGGGCCUCACUACGCUGGAGGAUUAACAACAUCAUGGCGUCCGAGUCCUACUUCACAUACGCCACCUCCACUGCGGGCUUCAGCCUCCAGUCCCACAGCUCAGAAGAAAGUUUCAAGGGUCCCCCCAGAGUAGAUUCCAAAGAAGGCAAUGUUCAAGCUAAGAAAGCAUAGGUGGAGGGGUUGGGGAUUUAGCUCAGCGGUAGAGCGCUUGCCUAGCAAGCGUGAGGCCCUGGGUUCAGUCCCCAGCUCCGGGGGGAAAAAAAAAAGAAAAAAAAAAAGAAAAAAGAAAAAAAAAAGAGAAAAAAAAAAAAAGAAAAAAAGAAAGAAAAAAAAAGAAAAAAAAGAAAAAAAAAAAAAAAAAGAAAGCAUAGGUGGCCUGAAUCGCUGGUCUUGUCUUCCUUAUAAACUGUUAGGCCUCUCCUCCUGGGGACGAAUGCAGCCUUACACCUACCCAGGAUCUUCUGGUUUGCUAGAAUGUUCAUGUCUCUCUCAGACCCUAAUAAAGCCUCAUUUCAGUACCA